This is a messenger RNA of Oncorhynchus gorbuscha (pink salmon), 2916 nucleotides long. RefSeq lists its product as uncharacterized. The record is from RefSeq and is a predicted model, not a curated record. The transcript has 3 exons. Bases 1 to 2916 code for a protein of 971 amino acids. NCBI's taxonomy places the organism in Eukaryota, Metazoa, Chordata, Actinopteri, Salmoniformes, Salmonidae.
AUGACUCAACACAACAGCCCCUGCAACGAACACAGUAGUCAAUGCAACAGCACCUCCAACUACUCCAGUAGUCAAUGCAACAGCUCCUCCAACUGCCCCAGUAGUCAAUGCAACAGCUCCUCCAACUACCACAGUAGUAAAUGCAACAGCUCCUCCAACUACCACAGUAGUCAAUGCAACAGCUCCUCCAACUACCACAGUAGUCAAUGCAACAGCACCUCCAACUACCCCAGUAGUCAAUGCAACAGCACCUCCAACUACUCCAGUAGUCAAUGCAACAGCACCUCCAACUGCCCCAGUAGUCAAUGCAACAGCUCCUCCAACUGCCCCAGUAGUCAAUGCAACAGCUCCUCCAACUGCCCCAGUAGUCAAUGCAACAGCACCUCCAACUACUCCAGUAGUCAAUGCAACAGCACCUCCAACUACUCCAGUAGUCAAUGCAACAGCUCCUCCAACUGCCCCAGUAGUCAAUGCAACAGCUCCUCCAACUGCCCCAGUAGUCAAUGCAACAGCACCUCCAACUACUCCAGUAGUCAAUGCAACAGCACCUCCAACUGCCCCAGUAGUCAAUGCAACAGCUCCUCCAACUGCCCCAGUAGUCAAUGCAACAGCUCCUCCAACUGCCCCAGUAGUCAAUGCAACAGCACCUCCAACUACUCCAGUAGUCAAUGCAACAGCACCUCCAACUACUCCAGUAGUCAAUGCAACAGCUCCUCCAACUGCCCCAGUAGUCAAUGCAACAGCACCUCCAACUGCCCCAGUAGUCAAUGCAACAGCUCCUCCAACUGCCCCAGUAGUCAAUGCAACAGCACCUCCAACUACUCCAGUAGUCAAUGCAACAGCACCUCCAACUGCCCCAGUAGUCAAUGCAACAGCUCCUCCAACUGCCCCAGUAGUCAAUGCAACAGCUCCUCCAACUGCCCCAGUAGUCAAUGCAACAGCACCUCCAACUACUCCAGUAGUCAAUGCAACAGCACCUCCAACUACUCCAGUAGUCAAUGCAACAGCACCUCCAACUACUCCAGUCAAUGCAACAGCACCUCCAACUACUCCAGUAGUCAAUGCAACAGCACCUCCAACUGCCCCAGUAGUCAAUGCAACAGCUCCUCCAACUGCCCCAGUAGUCAAUGCAACAGCUCCUCCAACUGCCCCAGUAGUCAAUGCAACAGCACCUCCAACUACUCCAGUAGUCAAUGCAACAGCACCUCCAACUACUCCAGUAGUCAAUGCAACAGCUCCUCCAACUGCCCCAGUAGUCAAUGCAACAGCUCCUCCAACUGCCCCAGUAGUCAAUGCAACAGCACCUCCAACUACUCCAGUAGUCAAUGCAACAGCUCCUCCAACUGCCCCAGUAGUCAAUGCAACAGCUCCUCCAACUGCCCCAGUAGUCAAUGCAACAGCACCUCCAACUACUCCAGUAGUCAAUGCAACAGCACCUCCAACUACUCCAGUAGUCAAUGCAACAGCUCCUCCAACUGCCCCAGUAGUCAAUGCAACAGCUCCUCCAACUGCCCCAGUAGUCAAUGCAACAGCACCUCCAACUACUCCAGUAGUCAAUGCAACAGCUCCUCCAACUGCCCCAGUAGUCAAUGCAACAGCUCCUCCAACUGCCCCAGUAGUCAAUGCAACAGCACCUCCAACUGCCCCAGUAGUCAAUGCAACAGCACCUCCAACUACUCCAGUAGUCAAUGCAACAGCACCUCCAACUACUCCAGUAGUCAAUGCAACAGCACCUCCAACUACUCCAGUAGUCAAUGCAACAGCACCUCCAACUGCCCCAGUAGUCAAUGGAACAGCUCCUCCAACUGCCCCAGUAGUCAAUGCAACAGCUCCUCCAACUGCCCCAGUAGUCAAUGCAACAGCACCUCCAACUACUCCAGUAGUCAAUGCAACAGCACCUCCAACUACUCCAGUAGUCAAUGCAACAGCUCCUCCAACUGCCCCAGUAGUCAAUGCAACAGCUCCUCCAACUGCCCCAGUAGUCAAUGCAACAGCACCUCCAACUACUCCAGUAGUCAAUGCAACAGCUCCUCCAACUGCCCCAGUAGUCAAUGCAACAGCUCCUCCAACUGCCCCAGUAGUCAAUGCAACAGCACCUCCAACUACUCCAGUAGUCAAUGCAACAGCACCUCCAACUACUCCAGUAGUCAAUGCAACAGCUCCUCCAACUGCCCCAGUAGUCAAUGCAACAGCUCCUCCAACUGCCCCAGUAGUCAAUGCAACAGCACCUCCAACUACUCCAGUAGUCAAUGCAACAGCUCCUCCAACUGCCCCAGUAGUCAAUGCAACAGCUCCUCCAACUGCCCCAGUAGUCAAUGCAACAGCACCUCCAACUGCCCCAGUAGUCAAUGCAACAGCACCUCCAACUGCCCCAGUAGUCAAUGCAACAGCACCUCCAACUACUCCAGUAGUCAAUGCAACAGCAACUCCAACUACUCCAGUAGUCAAUGCAACAGCACCUCCAACUGCCCCAGUAGUCAAUGCAACAGCACCUCCAACUACUCCAGUAGUCAAUGCAACAGCUCCUCCAACUGCCCCAGUAGUCAAUGCAACAGCUCCUUCAACUGCCCCAGUAGUCAAUGCAACAGCACCUCCAACUGCGCCAGUAGUCAAUGCAACAGCUCCUCCAACUGCCCCAGUAGUCAAUGCAACAGCUCCUCCAACUGCCCCAGUAGUCAAUGCAACAGCUCCUCCAACUGCCCCAGUAGUCAAUGCAACAGCUCCUCCAACUACCACAGUAGUAAAUGCUACUGUAGCUCCAACCGCUCCGGUAACCAAUUUGACCGAAACACCAAAUAUCCCAGUACCAACUAUCCAAGUACCAACUACCCAAGUGCCAACUACAAAGGCAGCCCCAGCAACAGAGGAGCCAUUGACCAGCCCUCAACUGUCACUGCAGUUCAGCCUGACAUCUAA